AUGAUUGAAAAUAGUGAGAAUAUACUUGAAUUUCCUUUACAAUUAAGUAAAACAUGUUUAUUAAGUAUUCGCGAUGAUAAUGCAUUUAUAUCGCCAAUAGCUAUUGAAAUUGCAUUAUCAUUGAAUCAUAAGAACUUGAAAAAUAAUUUCAAUGAAAAAUUUCCAUUUAAUUUUUAUAAUUAUUUUAUUGUAAAUCAAGAUUCGAUUACAAAAAUUCAUGAAAUUCAUAAUAACGAAACGAUCAAAUCGUUUAAUACAGAACUUAUAAUUUGUAACUUAAAUGAUCUAGAGCAAAGAAAAUUGUUUUUACAUCAAAUUAUAAAAAAUUUAAUUGAUCAAUCAUUAAUAACUACUGCACCAUCACAAAAAAUUCUUGAACAAAUUCUUGUUGAACCGAUAACUUUAUUAUCAUGCUCUUCAUUCAUUUUUCAGCCAUUUCAACCUGAACACUGGGAACAACUUUGGUCAUUGAAAUUUCAUUCAAAUAUUCAUUUAUCAAUCGAAACAGAAUUUUAUUUUACAAAAGGUUUUUUUCAUGUUGCUUUUCAUGAUUCAUUUCAUAAAAUUGAAAUACCUGGUCAAAUCUUCAAUGGAAUUCAAACGAAACUGAUUAUUUUACUUCCACAUUGUUCAUCCGACCUUGUGCAUAUCUAUGCAAAUAUAAAAGAAUAUCUUCAUGCUCCAGUUUUGUCAGCAUACAUUGGUGUAUGUAUACCAAACAUAUCCAUGGAUAUUCAUAUUAACCUAAUAGAAUCAUUGAAACUUUUAAAUGAUUUAUAUAGUAAAGACAAUUCACAUGAAUUAAAUCAAGAAAUUCAUUUAGCCUCUGCGCAUUGCCUAGGUCAUUUUAUUCUUGAUAUGAAAACAGAUAAAUUAAAACGAUCAACAACAUCAUCGAAUUGCUUUCAUUCAAUUGAUAUUUCACCGACAGCUCCAUGGGUACUUUUUGUCAAUCGUCCCUUUCUAUUUUUAAUUGCACAUGGUGAUGAUUAUUUAUUAAUUGGGCAUAUGUUAGGCCCGAAGAUUAGUCAAGAUAAAAAAAGCUAA
This is a messenger RNA of Rotaria socialis, 1047 nucleotides long. The record is from the annotation of a GenBank genome assembly. NCBI's taxonomy places the organism in Eukaryota, Metazoa, Rotifera, Eurotatoria, Philodinida, Philodinidae.